Meloidogyne enterolobii is the source of this 1365-nucleotide messenger RNA. NCBI's taxonomy places the organism in Eukaryota, Metazoa, Nematoda, Chromadorea, Rhabditida, Meloidogynidae. The record is from the annotation of a GenBank genome assembly.
AUGCCAGAACAAUGUUUUUUACGUUGGAGGCGUAAAUAUGGGAAUAUAUUUACAAUUUGGUUUGGAGAACAGCCACAAGUUUGUGUGGCUGAAUAUAAUAAAAUUAUUGAAACAUUCCAAAAAGAUGGAGAAGCAUAUUCUGGACGUUUUGGAUUUGAAGAAUUUGAUAAACUUGUUAGAGGAGGAACUUAUGGUGUAAUAAUGACUGAAGGUGAACUUUGGCGAGGACAGAGACGUUUUGCUUUGCAAAUAUUUAGAGAUUUUGGGCUUGGAAAGAAUUUAAUGCAAGAUAAAAUUUUAAGUGAAUUAGAAUUAUUAUUUGAGAGAAUUGAAGAAGAAAUAAAACUAGAGAAGGAUGUUGAUUUUGGUGAAAAUAUUGAUAUAAGUGUUGGUUCUAUUAUUAACAAUUUCCUUUUUGGGUAUAGAUUUGAUAAUGAAAGGCUUGGAGAAUUCCGCCAACUUAAAAAAUUGAUGGAUAUUAUUUUAGAUACAGGAUUUCAUCCAUCGAUGGUUUUAAUACGAUUAUGGCCCUCAUUACGAUAUUUACCUUUUGUUAAUUCUUAUUUUGAAUAUCUGAAAGGAGUAGAUAACCAAUUAUUUGAUUUCCAUAAGAGACAAAUUAAAGAACAUUUAAAUUCAAUUAAUUCACCUCCAACAGACUUUGUAGAAGCUUUUUUGUUAGAAAAACAGCAAAAGGAUUUAAUAGGAGUACCUCAUGAUUUUACGAUUGAGCAACUAGUAGGAGUUGCUAACGACCUCUGGUUUGCCGGUCAAGAAACAACAAGCACCACAUUAAAUUGGGGAAUUGCUUUUUUAAUUAAUAAUCCAAAUGUUCAAGACAAAGUACAUGCAGAAUUGGAUUCGAUUAUUGGAGAUUUCGAUAGAAUUAUUACAACGGCAGAUAGGCCAUCCUUGCCUUAUUUAAAUGCCUUAAUUAACGAAAUUCAGCGAAUGGCAAAUUUAGUCCCUCUAAAUGUAGCUCAUAAAUUAACAAGAGAUGUUAAAAUUGAUGGAUAUUAUAUACCAAAAGAUACAACCAUUAUUCCACAAAUUUCAGCAGUUUUGGCAGAUGGGGAAAUUUUUGAAAACCCUGAAGAAUUUAGUCCGGAACGUUUUCUAGAUGAAAAUGGGAAACUAAAAAAAGUUGAUGAAUUAAUUCCCUUUUCGAUUGGAAAAAGGCAAUGUUUGGGAGAAGCUUUGGCAAGAAUGGAAUUAUUCUUAUUUUUAGGAAAUUUAUUAAAUAAAUAUAAAUUUAUGCCUGGAAAUGAUGGAAUUCCUUCAUUAAAACGAAUUAAUGGGGGAACAGCUAGAUGUAAAAAAUUUAAAUGCCGAAUUAUAAAAAGAGAAGAAUCUUGUUCUAAUUAA